AAACGAUAUCAUCAGAAAAACCGUGUCCACAAAGGGCCGAGGAUGUUACAAUGCCUAAACUUUUGUUUUCAAAAUUUCGCAUUUAUGAUUUUAAGGAUCUCAUGCCAAACAUGAAGCGGCCCAGAAGGAUGGAUAUAAUACUGACCAGGAAGAGGCAGAAAAAGGACGUCCAGUCCCAGACGGAAGCAAAAAUAAAGGAUGGGAGCUACGCGUCGCACCUUAGCUGGCAGGGGGAACACAAACUUCACCUAUCUCUGGAAAAACUGCUGAAAGAUAAAAAGUGCUUGGCGGCGUUCCACUCGUUCCUCAAGUCUGAGUUCAGCGAGGAGAACGUGGAGUUCUGGCUGGCGUGUGAAGACUUCAGGUUAACGUCGUCCCAGGACGAGCUGCGCUGGCGGGCCGAGGAAAUCUACCUGGAGUUCAUCCGGCCGGCCGCCUGCAGAGAGAUCAACGUCGACCACCACGUCAGAGAAAAGAUCAAGAAGUCCCUGGAGAAACCGAGUCGCUGCUGCUUCGACGAGGCCCAGAAACACGUUUACCUGCUGAUGCAGAGAGACUCGUGCCCCCGAUUCCUGCACUCCGACGCCUACCUGAGCCUCAGGCGCAAAUCCAGGACUCUAUGA
Cololabis saira (Pacific saury) is the source of this 623-nucleotide messenger RNA. RefSeq names its product regulator of G-protein signaling 21. Lineage: Eukaryota; Metazoa; Chordata; Actinopteri; Beloniformes; Belonidae. Bases 51 to 623 code for a protein of 190 amino acids. The transcript has 5 exons. The record is from RefSeq and is a predicted model, not a curated record.